Molecule: messenger RNA, 2574 nt
Organism: Bathycoccus prasinos
Lineage: Eukaryota; Viridiplantae; Chlorophyta; Mamiellophyceae; Mamiellales; Bathycoccaceae
Exons: 1
Coding region: 1-2574 (857 amino acids)
Biological process (GO): double-strand break repair via homologous recombination
Cellular component (GO): cytoplasm; nucleus; chromosome
Molecular function (GO): nucleic acid binding; 3'-5' DNA helicase activity; four-way junction helicase activity
Source: RefSeq, a predicted model, not a curated record
AUGAGAAGAGGAGGAGUAGGAGUAGGAUUGGGAACUGGAUCGUCGAAGAGAACGCGCGGAGGCGAUGGUGGCAACGCGGUAACAACAAUUUCACGGGGCAAAAAAAAAGAUGGCAACGUCUUGGAGAUGUUUAAGAAAACGAAAACGAAAUCAAUGUUGUUGUUGGAAAAAACGAAAUCGUCCAAAAUCAUCAUCAUCAACGACAAAGAGAACAACGAGGACGACGAUGAGGUGAUUGUUUUAGACAACUCGGACGAGGACGACGACUCCCCGGACGACGUCAGAGAGAAUCGACGCCGAAAGUCGCUUCGCGUGCAAACGUCGCAGCAGCAAAAACAGCGGCAAAAAGAAGAAGAAGAAGAGGAUAUCGCUUUGACCAGCGACGAGGAGAUUGAAGACGAGACUACUAACGAUAAAAAGGACACGAUGAGAAGAGAGCCGGUACCGCAUGAAGAAGUCUCGUCUGGGUCGGACAUUGAAUCUCCAGAAACGCUGAGAAGAAAGAGACAGAAGAAGAGUCAACAUUUUAUGAAAUCGAACAACGACGAACGACGCGAACGCGAAGAGCGAGAGCGCAUAGAAAACGCGAAAGCGAUGAUGGCGAUGGAGAACAUCAACAGCGCGAAUAAUUUAGGAGGGUCGAUGGCGUGGACGAGAGAAAAUGGGAGAGGGAGAGCGACUGCGCCGCCGAUGGUUGGUGUAGGGAACGGACAGUUUGUCAGAGGGGAGAUGUUGGCGACCAUCGCGAACGGCGGGCAAAGGGAAACGCGAAAGCUGGCACCCACGCACAAUACGAACGCAAAAGAAGAAGAAGAAGAAGAAGAAGAAGAAGAACGACACCAACCGGCGAAGAAGAAGAUAAAGCGAUCGGUAGCGGUAGCAGCAGUAAUAGAAGACGUAGAAACUAUAGAUGACGUCGACGAUGUUCCGACAUUCGCCAGACCAAGGAUGCAAACGACGAAUAGAAUAAUCGCGAGAACGACGACAUUCGCAAACAACAACAUGAACGCCAUGGCUAGCGUUCGAACCUCGAACAAGGAUACGGACAUGCUCGACGCGGCAAACUACUACAUAUUUGGCAACGAGAGCUUUCGACCAAACCAAAGAGAAAUUUGCGAAGCGUGUGUGGCAAACGAGGAUGUGUUCGUGUUGAUGCCCACUGGCGGCGGGAAAACUCUGUGUUACGCGCUGCCGGCGGUAUGUAGCGAAGGCGUGACGAUUGUCUUUUCACCUCUCGUGAGUUUAGUACAAGACCAAGUGAAGAAGCUCGUCUACGAGUUUGACAUCCCAUCCGUCGCACUGCUGGGUUCCGCGGGAGAAGGCGAGACGAAGAGCGUUUUGCGAGAGCUUUACAAAGAAAACCCGACGAUUAAGUUACUCUACGUGACGCCGGAGAAAUUCCAAGCGUCGCCGUCCUUGCGCAACGCGUUUCAGAGCUUAUUCGAGAAAGGCAAACUGGCGAGAUUUGUGGUGGACGAAGCGCACUGCGUUUCCUCUUGGGGUCACGAUUUUCGUCCGGAUUACAAAAAACUGAGCGAGUUGAAGAAACUCUUUCCGAGUGUCCCGUUAACCGGGUUAACUGCCACCGCGACGGACAAAGCCAGAGACGACGUGUUGAAGAUUUUAAAAAUUACGAAAACUGCCAAGAAGUUUGUCACUUCGUUCAACCGAGCAAACAUCGAAUUCGAAGUCAAAGCAAAGGGUGAUUUAGCCGACGACGAUAAGUUUGCCAAGUGGAUCGCGCGAACGUUCGGUAAAAACGAUAACGGCAUCGUCUAUUGCCUCUCGAGAGACGACUGCGUGAAAGUCGCCCAAGCGUUGAACAGCGAAAAGAGAAAGAACCCGGAAACCGCCCCUUCUGCGGUACCCUACCACGCUGGAAUGACGGAAAAAGCCCGUCGGGAAGCGCAAGACGAUUGGACGAAAGGUAAAGUGAGCGUGUGCGUCGCCACGAUCGCAUUUGGGAUGGGCAUCGAUAAAGCGAACGUUCGAUGGGUUGUUCACCAUUCGCCGCCGAAAACGUUGGAAGGUUUGUACCAAGAAAUCGGUCGGGCCGGACGAGACGGGUUGAAGGCGCGAGGUGUGUCUUUAUACUCUCACCAAGACCUGGGACGCGUUGAAAGAUUACUCAAAAUGCCGCAAAAAAGUAAAGGUGGGCAAAGUAAGGCCGCUCGAUUGGAAAAAGCGCUGCCUUUGUUGCAAAAAGUCAAAGACUACAUGGAAGACCGGCAGACGUGUCGACGAGUCGCUUUGUUGUCGUACCUCGGUGAAACGUCGUUCACACAUAACGCAUGCGGAGGCACGUGCGAUAACUGUCGCCGUCGUUUAAUGCGUCACCAAGGAGGCAGCGAAGCGAAUAAAGCGAGACACGAAGACUUGGUAUUCUUCGAAGAUCUCGAGUACAAACGACCGAGAGCGGCGUCUGCCGCUGGAGGUAAGGGUAAAAAAAAACGGACGAAGUACGCCUCGAAGACCAAGAAAGGAAAGAAGAACGCGGCGUCAAAACCGAAAGGUGGUGGUGGUGGAAAUUUGUUUCAAAACGCGAGCGGAGGCAUGUUUCGAGUACGAUCGUAA